This is a messenger RNA of Drosophila kikkawai, 2187 nucleotides long. RefSeq names its product Glutathione synthetase 2 (gene Gss2). Gene Ontology annotation, molecular function: glutathione synthase activity; ATP binding; glutathione binding. The record is from RefSeq and is a predicted model, not a curated record. Gene Ontology annotation, biological process: glutathione biosynthetic process. Gene Ontology annotation, cellular component: cytosol. Lineage: Eukaryota; Metazoa; Arthropoda; Insecta; Diptera; Drosophilidae.
CGCUGCCGCCCAUCUCUAAUAGAUUUUGGCUUGUCGAGAGAUUUAUUUUUAUUUUCCUUUCGUGUCACUUUUCGGUUGCCUUGGCGGUAUCCAAAUUAAAACCUCUUUGGAAAUUUAAACCGGUAUCCAAAUUCCCAGCGCACCCAUCCAAUCCAGGACGCAUAUCACCACGGAAACCGAGAGCGGAAGGCCACCACAACAGUCGCCAUCGUUGGAGCGCGUGUGAGCAUUUUUACAGCCGCUGACGAAAUAGAGAUUGUUCCAGCACACAGAAAAGAGCAAGUCGCUUUAGACACCUCAGUGCCCAGCGAGCAGUCCCGCAGCAGCAGCAGUCCAGUGAUCCUCCACCGUUCUCGAUCAUCAUCAUCAUCAUGUCCAGCGAGGCCAAUACACCCGUUUUGCCCAACUGCAUCCGGCUGCCACUGCCGGAGGACGAGCUGAUGGAGGUGGUGGCCAAGGCCAAGGACUAUGCCAUCAUGCACGGCGCCGCCAUGCGUUCCAAGACCGCCUUUAGUCCAGAUUCACUUAACUUCGCGCCCUUUGUGCUAGUUCCAUCGUCAUUUCCCCGCAAGGAGUUUGAAAAGGCAGUGGCCCUGCAGCCAAUUAUUAACCGAUUAAUGCACAAUGUGGCCCACGACGAGGAGUUCAUCACCACAACCCUGGCGGAGACAAUCAAGGUGGACGAGUUUACGGCCAAUCUGUUUAACAUAUAUCGCAAGGUUCUGGCUCACGGCUUUACCCAGAAAAUAUCGCUGGGAAUGCUGCGCAGCGACCUAAUGCUGGAGUCUUGCUGUCCGGAGCUAUCAACGCAGGCCCAGCGUCCGGCAGCUGGCGAGGAUACCGCUGUGGAUGGUAUGGAUGUGGCUCUGGCUGUGAAUUCUGUGGGAACUGCUGCAGCUGGCACUGGGAGGAAGGCAGCAGCAGCAGCGACGGAGCAGGAGGAGCAACUGAAACGAAAAGCGGCCAAUCCCAUUCAGUCCGCUUACUGCUGCUGGAAACAAGUCGAGAUCAAUACAAUAGCUUCGGGCUUUGGCCAUUUGGGACCAGCAAGUAAAAUCAUACAAAGAUUUGUACUUAGUGAGCUGGGACAUGCGGAUAAGUUGCAUAAUAUGCCUAGCAACAAUGCCCUUGCUGGACUCUGCGAUGGCAUGGUCAAGGCCUGGGACAUUUAUGCCAAGCCCAAGGCUGUCAUCUUGUUCAUCAUCGAGGAUGUGUCCUAUAACAUUUGCGAUCAGCGUUUCCAUGAGUUCUACAUCCGGGAAACCUAUCCGCACAUCAAGGUGCUGCGCCGCACCCUCACUGAAGUCCACAAGGAGGGCAAGCUGGGCCAGUCCAAGGAGUUGCUACUUGGCAAUCAAGAGGUGGCCGUCAUCUAUUUCCGUGCUGGCUACGAGCCCGGACACUAUCACUCGCAGGCUGAGUGGGAUGCCCGCUAUCUGAUGGAGACAUCGCUGGCCAUCAAGUGUCCAUCGAUUCAUUACCAUUUGGCCGGUACCAAGAAGGUGCAACAGGCUCUGGCCCAGCCGGCCGUUCUAGAGCGUUUCAUCAAUGAUCCGGAUGAGAUUAAAGCCGUGGGUAAGAUAUUUACGGGUCUGUAUUCCCUGGACGACAAUGAGGCGGGCAAUGCCACCUACGAGAUGGCUUUGCGUACUCCUGAAAAGUUUGUGCUGAAGCCACAGCGCGAAGGUGGCGGCAAUAAUGUCUACGGCGUGGAUAUUCCGGAUGCACUCAAGCGCAUGUCGCGCGUGGAGCGCUCCGCCUGGAUCCUGAUGGACCUCAUCCACCCACCGCUAACCAGGGGCUAUAUGGUGCGACCUGGCGGCGAUAUGCCGCCCCAGAUCGUUGAAAUGGUCUCCGAGCUGGGCAUCUUUGGAGUGGUGAUCGGGGAUGCCGAGCAUAUUGUCCACAACUAUCAGGCGGGACAUAUGCUGCGCACAAAGCUCUCAACAGCCAAUGAGGGCGGUGUGGCCGCUGGCCUUGGCGCCCUCGACAGUCCCUAUUUGAUCGAUACCGAUGAGGAGCAGAACUAGAGAGAGAGGGAGGUCUCUCUCUCUGGGAUCGCAUGGCAUUCCACCCUGUUGCCUCAAUAUUAUUAUUAUAUAUAUUAUGUAUAAAGGAUUAUUUUUGUAAUUGUUUUUCCCCCGCACCGCGCCCCCAAAAAAGUGCAAUAAACAAAAUGUAAAGAUA